CACUUGAAUAUCCAUUCAUCGUUCGUUGAGGGUCAGUCAUCGAUAUCACUUGCUUAUUGAUCGCACAAUCAUGUCUGGACUACUCACAACUGGGUUUUGUGAACUCAUACAUACCAGCGCAUCAGAUCCUAAAGAUGUCAUCCCAAUCGUCCAGAUUCUCAACAUCAAAAAAAUCAGUGGUCAAGGUCAAGACAAGGACAGAUAUCGUGUGAUCAUAUCCGAUGGCAAAUACUUCACCCAGGGAAUGCUAGCGACGCAGAACAAUCCCCUCGUCGAGUCAAAGCAGAUUGACAAAAACACUGUCGUCAAGCUCACUCAAUUUGCGUCUAACUCUGUCCAAGGUAGAAAACUCAUCAUCAUUCUCGCUCUGGAACCCGUAGAAUACAACGGCGAUAAGAUUGGUAACCCUACAAAUUUGGAAAAGGCCGAGAUCAGCUCUGCAACGCAUACCAACGGAGGUGCACCACCUCCAAAUGGCGCUUCUGGAGGGGCUUCAGCUCCUCUGAGGGCUGCUCCAAGUCGAGCCGCGCAGGGUGGAAGGGACGUUGGACCCCUGUUCCCCAUUGAGCGAUUAAGUCCGUACCAGAACAAGUGGACUAUCAAAGCUCGAGUUACUGCAAAAUCAGAGAUCAAACAUUGGUCCAACCAGAGGGGAGAUGGAAAGCUGUUCAAUGUCACCUUCAUGGAUGAGACGGGAGAGAUUCGAGCGACAGGCUUCAAUGAGACCGUCGACACAUUCUACGAGAUGCUGCAGGAGGGCAAGGUGUACUUUGUAUCCCGCGCCAGAGUCAACAUCGCAAAGAAGCAGUUCAACAAUGUCAAUAAUGACUAUGAGAUCGCUUUCGAAAGAGACACCGAGAUUGAGGCUUGUGAUGACGAGUCGGUUCCGAAAAUGAAGUACAAUUUCACUAGCAUAGGUGAUCUAGAAAGUCUUCAGAAGGACGAGAUGUGCGAUGUCAUCGGCAUCGUCAAGGAGGUCCACGAGCUUGGCUCGGUCACUUCCAAAGCAACCAACAAACCAUUCGCCAAACGAGACAUUCAACUUGUUGAUCAAUCUGGUCAAUCUGUCCGUCUAACAUUGUGGGGAAAACAAGCGGAGAACUUUGAGCACAAGGAUGAACCCGUCAUUGCCUUCAAGGGCGUAAAAGUCGGAGAUUUUGGAGGUCGAUCACUGUCCAUGUUCUCAUCAGCUACCAUGUCUUUGGAACCCGAUAUCCCAGAAGCUCAUCAAUUGCGCGGAUGGUUUGAGGCGGAAGGACGCAAUAAACAGUUCACUGCUUACACCAACACCAACGUCACACGGACAGAGAACGCCGUAGCCAACCCGUCCGAGUUGAAGACCAUCGGCCAAGUCAAGGACGAACAACUAGGCAUGAACGACAAGACAGAGUACUUUUCGACCUCGGCAACUGUUGCAUUCAUUAAGCAAGAGACAUUUGCGUAUCCCGCUUGUGCCAAUCCUGAUGGCUGCAACAAGAAGGUGAUGGACAGUGGAUCAGGAUGGGUGUGUGAGAAAUGCGAAAGGACGUGGGAGAACCCGAUCUGGAGAUACAUCCUCCAGAUGAAUAUCAUGGAUCACGUUGGGAGUAUCUGGAUCACCGGGUUCAACGAGGUCGCUGAGCAAAUCAUGGGUAUCCCAGCAAAUGAUCUCACGGGCCUGAAGGAAGGAGGAGACGAGUCCAAAUUCGGCUCCUAUUUCCAAAAAGCUGUUGGUCAGACAUUUACUUUCCAGAUGAUGGCCAAGCAGGACUCCUUCAACGACCAACCGCGAGUACGAUAUCAAUGCCGUCGAGUCUCAGAACCGGACUUUGUCUCCGAGUCGGCUCGGCUUGUACAGCAGAUCAAUCUCAUGGGCUAGAGCUCAGUGGUUAAUGACUUCGAAAACCGGAGGCUGGCGCCUGUAGGGACCUGCUAUUGUACAGAUAUACUAUGUAUAGGUGUUCGCAAGAG
Messenger RNA from Kockovaella imperatae, 1950 nucleotides. RefSeq lists its product as hypothetical. Lineage: Eukaryota; Fungi; Basidiomycota; Tremellomycetes; Tremellales; Cuniculitremaceae. Gene Ontology annotation, molecular function: DNA binding. The transcript has 12 exons. Gene Ontology annotation, cellular component: nucleus. Bases 71 to 1858 code for a protein of 595 amino acids. Gene Ontology annotation, biological process: DNA recombination; DNA replication; DNA repair. The record is from RefSeq and is a predicted model, not a curated record.